Messenger RNA from Trypanosoma theileri, 942 nucleotides. RefSeq lists its product as uncharacterized. The record is from RefSeq and is a predicted model, not a curated record. NCBI's taxonomy places the organism in Eukaryota, Euglenozoa, Kinetoplastea, Trypanosomatida, Trypanosomatidae. The coding region runs from base 1 to 942 and encodes 313 amino acids. The transcript has a single exon.
AUGAAGGCAAUACGGCAUGUGCUUUGUGUUCUGACCAUCACACUCUGUUUUAUCUGCAGUUUUGUCUUGGCAGAAACUGAAGAUCUUGUUGGUGGUGGGGUUGCGAAGCCUGUUCCUCAAAGUGGUCCUGAACCUGGAAGUGUUGGUGUAGGAGUUGGACGUGGUGGUGCUGAUGGUGGAGGAGGAGGAGGAAGUGGUGGAGUGGAAGAAUCAUCUGAACAGUGUGUUGAGGAUCAAAAUAAGGAAUUUUGCAAAGCACAUUCCUCAGAGCAAAUGUCUCCAGAAGAUACUCAAAAGCAUGGCGAAGAACCUGAAGCUGUUGCACUUCCACCACCCGAAACACCACCGGAACGCAGUCCCACUUCUCCAUCUGCUCCUGGUGCUUCUGUUGGUCCUGCUAGUUCCUCUUUGCGAACCACAGAAGAUCUACCUAAUCAGCAGGAAGAAAGUAACGAGAACAUAAAGGGGAAUCCAACAGUUACGGAAGUGAGAGAAAGCGUUGAAAACGCGGCUAGCGAUGGUACCAAGGAGCAACCUUCAAAUGAACAAAAUACAGUUAACCCUGGUACAACACAACACCACGAUGGAUCGGACCAGGUAUCGCAAACUGCACAGAGUUCUACUAGAGAAACUGCUGCGCAAGGUGAGAACGAGGCAGACAACAGUAAUGCUUCAACGACUCAGGGAGGUACUGACACACCAUCUGAUCUUGUCAAUGGUACUAAACCUGAAGGAAGUGAGUCAACAAAUACUCAAGAAGGUGAUGCAAGUAAUACAGACACAACCACCACCACCACCACAACAACAACAACAACACUUCCUCCUGAACUCACAAACAACAAGAAGGGUGAUGCAGACAGCAGCAGCAGUAUCAGCAGUUCUGUGUGGGUGCGUGUACCACUACUGAUUGUGGUUACACUGGCCUGUAUUCUUGUGUGCUGA